Theobroma umbraticum is the source of this 448-nucleotide messenger RNA. Its product is annotated as phylloplanin-like. Lineage: Eukaryota; Viridiplantae; Streptophyta; Magnoliopsida; Malvales; Malvaceae. The record is from RefSeq and is a predicted model, not a curated record.
AGCCCCAUUGGCCGAAGCCCAGCUAGGUGGGCUUAUCAGCAGCCUCCUUGGCUUGAUUCGAAUCUAAGGUACUGUAUUUUGCACUAUGGAUGGCAACGUGGGCGUGAAUGGCACUGCAACCCCAGUUUUCCCUAAUGCCCUGGUGCAGCUGCAGUGUGGAGCUGGGAACGUGGUUUCCAGUGCAACAACCAAUGGAUCCGGCAUAUUCUCAAUCCUGUUGGACCCGCUGCAAUUUCUCCUCCCUUCACUGCUGAACAACUGCAACCUAGCAGUCAAAACCCCUCUCUCCAAUUGCAACGCCGCGCUGCCAUCCGUCGGGGGAUUGAUUUUGUCUUUACAGUCUCUAGGAAGCACCCUCGUCGGGCUCCUCAACAUCACCAACAUUGUCCCUGCAGGAUUUCGGCUCUUACCAUCAACUUAACCAGCUGCACAUCCAUCGAAACAUAAA